GCGCUCCCCUAGCGCCGAGGGCCGCAGGGCCGCCCGCCUCGCCAUGGUGCUGCCGCCGCCCGACCGGCGCCACGUCUGCCUCACCACCAUCGUCAUCAUGACCAGCAUGGCCUUCAUGGACGCCUACCUGGUGGAGCAGAACCAGGGGCCCCGCAAGAUCGGCGUCUGCAUCAUCGUGCUGGUGGGGGACAUCUGCUUCCUCAUCGUGCUGCGCUACGUGGCCGUGUGGGUGGGCGCCGAGGUGAAGACGGCCAAGCGGGGCUACGCCAUGAUCCUGUGGUUCCUCUACAUCUUCGUGCUGGAGAUCAAGCUGUAUUUCAUCUUUCAGAAUUACAAAGCGGACAAGAAGAACCUGGAGACGGUGGCCAGGAAAGCUCUGACCCUGCUGCUCUCCAUCUGCGUGCCGGGGCUCUACCUGGUGCUGGUGGCCUUGGACAGCAUGGAGUACAUACGGACCUUUCGGAAGAAAGAGGACCUGCGGGGACGCCUCUUCUGGGUGGCCCUCGACCUGCUGGAUAUCUUGGACAUCCAGGCCAACCUGUGGGAGCCGCACAGGACCGGCCUGCCCAUCUGGGCAGAGGGGCUCAUGUUCUUCUACUGCUACAUACUCCUCCUGAUCCUGCCUUGCGUGUCCCUCAGUGAGAUCAGCAUGCAAGGGGAGCACAUUGCCCCGCAAAAAAUGAUGCUCUACCCCGUCCUCAGCCUGGUCACCAUCAACAUCGUCACCAUCUUCAUCCGGGCCAUCAACAUGAUCUUGUUCCAGGACAGCAGGGUCUCCACCAUCUUUAUCGGCAAGAACAUCAUCGCCAUCGCCACCAAGGCGUGCACCUUCCUGGAGUACAAGCGGCAGGUGAAGGAGUUCCCGCAGAACGCCAUCGCCCUGGAGCUCCAGCAGAACUCCCUCUCGCACAACCAGACCCUGCACAGCGCACAGGGCAUCCCCCACGAGCCGUCGCCCACCAGCGAGAUCCUGGACACAUGAGGGUGCCCCGGGCCGGCGGUGGUUCAGACGGCCCCGUGCCGAGCGGAAGGGGGAUGCCGCUGCUUUCCUGCUGCCCGCUGCAAGCACGACAGACAAAUCCCGGCAGUGAGGGCUCUUCUGGGCACAGGAACACCAACAGCGUUCCAAUUGAGCUAUGGAGUGUCCUCUAGACGUCUUCAUCUCAGGUACAACCCUAGGAGUCCUCCAGACAAACCAAAUGGACUUGCGAAGGACCUGAACCAGCUGACCCUCUCUCCCCCUCCUGCCACCAUCUCCCCUCCCGAGCAAAGACUGCUAAGGUUGCAAUGUCCCUUUUUACUCCCCGAGCACCUCACCUUUACUCCAAGCCUGGAUCGAAGAUUUUGUUACUGGAGACCUUUUUACGGGGUGGGGACAAGGGCAUAGGGGUGUGGACUGGGGGGAGGGUGGGGCGUUUCAAGCAGUAAACCCUGUGAUCGUAGAUGUCUCUUAUCUCCGAUGGUUGUGUUUACAGUUUCCUAUUUAUGCCGGCUCCGGGGGCUCUCAGGCUGCCCUGGGGGCAGUGUCCUCCAGGUGGGCGAGCAGGGAGCCCUGCCGUGGGGAGCGGGGCUGGGGCUGGCGUGGCUGCCCUGGCCCGGGCUGAGGAGGGCUGAGCCUCCACCAGCGCCCUGCACCAACUCUGCCAGGAGCAAUAUCUGACGGGCUAGAGCUAAUCUAAUGCUGGUGUUUUAUGUAUUUCAUUCACUCCAAACGACUCAGCACAAUAUUUCUAUUUUUAGAAGGGUCCCUCUCUCUGUCUCUCUCUCCCUGCCAUGGAGAGCCUCCCUGCCUGCAGCAGCCCGAGCAGCCUCCCCAGCCCCAGCACUGCUGCUGGCAGGCAGGGGCACCCAGGAGGGAUGUGCAACAAGGAUGGCGAGGAUGCAUUUCCCUCUGCCAGCAAGCAUUUAUAAAGAAGGCUGCUUUCCACAGCUACUAUAUUUUUAAAAUAAAUAUUGAAAAAGGAAAAAAAAAAAAAAAAAAAAAAAAAAAGAACAAAAAACCCAACCAAACCCCAGAACAGAGCUGGGAAGAAUGUGCUGUCCCAGGCAGGUGGCUGGGCUGGGGUCUCCUCUGCAGGUGGGUGGUGCUGAGGGGCUCGGCCAGGGGCAGCAGGGUGGGAGGUGAGGGCCAGCCAAACAAUAAAAGCCCCAUGAGAGCAAUGGCUUCUGGUGGUCUCUUUUGUGCCAGCAUGGGGAGGGUGGGGCUCAGCUCUCACACAGCCCGGAUCACUUGUCUCUGCUUCUGUCCACCUCCCCUGCACUGCCAAGUGCCGUCCCGAGGUUCUGUGCCCUGCCCUCACUGAGCAGUGGGCCCAGAAAGGAAAGGAAUCAUUUCUCCAGCUGCAGUGCUGCCCCAGGGCUGGGGGCAUCUCAGCUGCCUGGCCCUGGGGGAGGCACAAGGAGACAAGCAGAAAACCUGCGUCUCAAACACGUUGAAAUGGGAUAUUUUUGCUUUUUCUAAACAAAAUGUUGCAUUUUGAGGAGAUGGAAUAAAAUGCCUGGUGCUGUUUACAUUUCUCUCCCACAUUUUCCCCUGGCUCUGCUUACUGAGUUUGACCUAAAUCCACAAAUCAUUUCAGUUUCCAUCUUCUCAGCCCAUCACAAUCUGUCCAAAACACUUCAACCAUCCCUGAUCCAGACUUCCAAUUUUAGGACCAGGCAAUUGCAGUCUUGCUUGGCCACCCUGUCACCCAGGGAUAACUCUAAUGUUAAUUAAAUCCACUGAGAAAUAAAACAGUGUCUUUGCCAACAAAAGUGAGUUUGCAACAGAUUCAGCCAAUUGGAAAAGUUUCUUUCCCCUUUCCCUCAGGAAACAUGAGAGGAAGUGGGCAGGUGAUUUAAAAGGUAUUAGCAGAAAUUAAUGAAAUUGCUAAAUUAUUGUGGAAUACCUGUGGAAUUACAUAUUACAUCUCUGCCAGUUCCUUUAAAAUACAUGUGAUUAGCAUCAGUGCAAUUAACUCCCAAGUAUCUAAUAACAUUCUGCUGCUCUUUUAGGUAAUUAAUUUAUGAGCCUUCGUUUUAUAGUUCUUCCCCAGAACUGAGCAGAGGAAAACCUUCAGGGAAAUCUGUGGCAUGGUGCUGCAAACCCAGGAGGCUGGGACGUGCCAGCUGAGGCAGUGCUGGCACCAGACUGAGCCCUGAUGCAGAGAUCUUUUAUCAGGGGAUAAAAUCAGUGCUGUGAUGGGUUACUCUGAUGGGUUGGGUGUAUUUUUGUUCUGUUUCUCCCCUACAGCUAGCCCUGCAUCCUUGCCCUAUACUGGAAUACAUUCAUAUUCCCUCGAGCCUGAGCUGUUGCUAAGAUUGCUUGGGGAUGUCUGGCUGUGCUCCCUGAAGGCAGCCUGCAUGGGAAGGGAAUAUUGCUUUAUCCUCCUGCUCCCAUAACUGCCAAGAAGGUUUAGGAGUCCCCACAAAUUUUUUUUUGAGGUUGCAAGACCCUGCUUUCUACUGCUGACAUGAGGCUUCUGUCUUUGUGGAGUGUCCCUGUGGAAGGGCUGCAUUAGGAGCAGAGGUCCUGGAGGUGAUGCUCACCUGGGAUGCACCACAUCAUUCCCAAAAAGCCACAGGUGCUCCAAGCCCACUCUGGUGAAGGGAGAGAGAAGAGGCUUUUCCCAUUUUCUGCUGGUCAACAUCCCCAAGGCUCAGCAGCACAGCAACACCUUUCUCUUCAGAGCCACCUUGAAGCAGGAAUGACAAGCUGGCCCCUCCCCUGCCAGAGGGGAGCAGGGAGGGCUGAGCUGGCUGUAAAGCAGAGAGCCAGGGCAGCCAGCAGAGCCCCUGGGGCGUGGAGACAGCCCAGCAAUGGCAGCACUGCAGCUGCUCUGCCUGCUCAGGGUGAUGCCUGUUCCCCAAAUCCAGCAAUGGCAGCGCUGCAGCUGCUCUGCCUGCUCAGGGUGAUGCCUGUUCCCCAAAUCCAGCAAUGGCAGCACUGCAGCUGCUCUGCCUGUUCCCCAAAUCCAGCAAUGGCAGCGCUGCAGCUGCUCUGCCUGCUCAGGGUGAUGCCUGUUCCCCAAAUCCAGCAAUGGCAGCACUGCAGCUUCUCUGCCUGCUGAGGGUGAUGCCUGUUCCCCAAAUCCAGCCCUGCCUGCACAGACAGGACUCCCAGGAGCCACAGAACCAGCAGGAGGGUUGGCACAGUGGCUGGGCAGGGUGGCUGGUUCCCAGCCUGGCUGGUUGUUAGAGGAAGGUGAUAUUUUGCUGUGGGCAAUGAGAACUAAAGGAAACAAUUAAAACUAAAUAGGCUGGAACCGAGCAAUUUUUCAGCUUUCCACUGAGAAGAAAAAGAGCUCCUUUGUGAACAGUGAAAUCCUGCUGGCAAGCUGUAGGAUGCCACCUGAUGAAGCAAAAGCUGCACCAUUACACUGCAGAAGGGAUCCCAGUGGAAAACCCACAGGGGUGGUGUCCCUUGCUGCCCUCAGAACCAGGCCACCAGCACAAGGCAGCCAUGCCCUUGGCAGGGGAGGCUGGGGGUGCUUUGGGGACAAGGCUGGCGCUGUCCUACCUAUUACCAACCCACUGGUCAGUGCUGAGGCUACUCCUCCUUCCAAGUGACAACCUCUAGAGGAGUCAUGUCCACCCUGUAGCUUGCAUCAGUCAUGGCACCCUCUGGAAAUACAAAACCUGGGCCCCUGCACCUUUCUGUCAGGCUGGUCCCAAGGGUCAGCAAACUGGCCAGUCCUGCACAGGCACAGAGGAGCUGAUAUCACUGCUGGCCAGUGGCAAAGGGCUGGGCCAAACCCACUCAUGUCCCAGGCGUUGUGGCACUGCAAAGCAGGAGCCCCAAGUGGAGCAAAGCAGUCCAUGCAGGCUGUUAGAAUGCAUCUAGCCCAGACAAGCCCAGCUGGGUCCUGUCCCGCUGUGCCAAACUUGGGCAGAGUGGCAGCAAUGGGCUUGGACUGCUGCAUGCCUGACCCUGCCUGUGGAAAGAGCCCAGAGCCGGCUCCUGUGUGGUACCUGCAGUUCCUGACUGCUGCCCUGGCUGCCCCACAGCUUUGUACCCUCCUGGAGCUCACGAGCAGCCCAUGGCAGCCCAAGCCUUUGCUGCUGCACUCACCUGUGUGCUGGGGGGUGCUGAGAGGGGCUCCAGCUUGCAGCUUUUCUUUGCCAAGGUCCUGGCAGCUCUCACAUGUCCUGCUUGUCCUCACCUCCUUUUGGCAGGCGAAGAUCUCUGCUGCUGCAGCCUCUGUGCAAGGCUGGCGGAGGGUUCAGUCACUGAGCUGAAAGUGCCCCAUGGUUCUGCUGCAGAUUCUCCAUGUGAGCACGGCUCUGGUGACUUUGCAGGGCCCAAAAGGGCUUGGGAGGAUUUGGGAGAAGAAAUCCACCCACCAGGGCCAUGCAGCAUGAGGAUGGACUCUCUGCAGUGCCACCCGGUGCAGCUCCAUGCACUGUCACCUGGAACCACACAUAAAUAAGGAUUUUUUUUUUUUCCUUCGGAUCAGUCUGGAUUAAUUUGAUGAGCAGAGACAGACUGAACUUUCAUGCAAUAACUGUUUUCUUCCCUCCUGCCCCAGAUUUGCUUCCCUUUUUUAGCUCAGGCCAAUGCUGCAAUAGAAAACAUAGGGCAGGUGUCGAGAGCACCUUGACAGCAAUUCCCUAAAUUCUCCUAAACUCCUCCUGCCCAGGAGCUGUGGCAAAAGUUUGAGUUUCACACCAAUUCAAUCCUAACUGAAUGCCCUGAAUUCUUCAGUUGUGUCUGGCUUUUAGGUCUGGCAUCCUUGAAGAACAAUAUCCAUUUAAAUUGCUGAUUUGGGCUUGCUCAUUUAAUUUCAUCUUAAUAAAGAUUUUAUGUGGUUUUGACA
Melospiza melodia melodia is the source of this 5795-nucleotide messenger RNA. It is a transcript of the gene TMEM121, whose product is annotated as transmembrane protein 121. The coding region runs from base 44 to 982 and encodes 312 amino acids. Lineage: Eukaryota; Metazoa; Chordata; Aves; Passeriformes; Passerellidae. The record is from RefSeq and is a predicted model, not a curated record. The transcript has a single exon.